Messenger RNA from Sphenostylis stenocarpa, 2958 nucleotides. The record is from the annotation of a GenBank genome assembly. NCBI's taxonomy places the organism in Eukaryota, Viridiplantae, Streptophyta, Magnoliopsida, Fabales, Fabaceae.
AUGUCAGAAUCUGAGGAAGAAAAUCCAGACUAUCUUCCAAGGUCAAAGCCUGCAGAGGAAGGUAGCUGCACCAUGGACUUCGAUCUGGACUUAGAAACUUCAUGGCCUUUGGAUCACCUGGCCUUUGUCUCCAACCCCACGUCACCUCUUCUGUUCUCCUCCAACUCUGACCAGCCUUAUUCUCCUCUAUGGGCUUUCUCUGAUGGAGAAGACCCCAAACUUCCAGCUUCUGCCUUCUCUGAUUGCCACAAGAUCUUCCCUUGUGAUUCAAAUUCAAUAGCUGAAAAGCCAGUGGAAAAUGAUGACAACAAACAGCUUUUGGCACCACUUGCGCCUAUGCCACUAGUGGAAAAUGUGGACGGAUAUUGUGUGAUAAAGGAAAGGAUGACACAAGCGCUUCGUUACUUCAAAGAGUUGACUGAAUUGAAUGUUCUGGCUCAAGUUUGGGCACCUGUGCGGAAUGGUAAUCGGUACGUGCUUACAACUCUAGGUCAACCAUUUGUUCUUGAUCCACAUAGCAAUGGACUCCAUCAGUAUAGAACGGUCUCUCUGAUGUACGUGUUUUCUGUGGACGGGGAGAAUGAUGGAUGUUUGGGACUCCCUGGUCGGGUUUUUCAGCAGAAAUUGCCGGAAUGGACUCCCAAUGUUCUGUAUUAUUCUAGUAAAGAGUAUCCACGCCGAGAUCAUGCUCAACACUACAAUGUUCGUGGAUCUUUGGCUUUGCCCGUUUUUGAGCCUGCAUUGCAGUCAUGUGUUGGUGUACUGGAGUUGAUAAUGACUUCACAGAAGAUCAACUAUGCUCCUGAGGUUGAUAAAAUCUGCAAAGCCCUAGAGACAGUAAACUUGAGGAGUUCCGAAAUUUUGGAUCAUCCAUACACUCAGAUAUGUAAUGAAGGCCGUCAGAAUGCUUUAUCAGAGAUCUUGGAGAUAUUGACAGUGAUGUGUGAAACUCAUAAUUUACCUCUGGCCCAAACAUGGAUUCCUUGUAAGCAUCGGAGUGUCUUGGCCCAAGGUGGUGGAGUAAAGAAAAGUUGUUCUAGUUUUGAUGGUAGCUGCAUGGGGAAAGUUUGCAUGUCUACAACUGACAUAGCAUUCUAUAUUAUUGAUGCUCAUUUAUGGGGUUUCCGUGAGGCCUGUGUUGAGCAUCACUUACAACAAGGUCAAGGGGUUGCAGGGAGGGCUUUUUUGUCCCACGGCAUGUCCUUCUGUUCAAACAUUGCCCAAUUCUGCAAAACUGAUUACCCCUUAGUUCAUUAUGCUCUCAUGUUUGGGUUAACAAGCUGUUUUGCAAUAUGUUUACGAAGCUCUCAUACAGGAAGUGAUGAUUAUGUAUUAGAGUUUUUUCUGCCUCCUAGGGUCACAGACUUUCAUGAACAAAAGACUUUGUUGGGAUCCAUAUUGGCAACAAUGAAACAGCAUUUCCAGAGUCUUAAUAUUGCUUCUGGUGUUGAACUUAAGGAUGGUUCAAUUGAAAUAAUUGAAGCAACAAUUGAAAGAAUUCAUACGAGGCUUGAAUCUAUUCCAAUUGCCCCAUCUAUUAUAUCACCACCUAGACCUGGUACUUCACCAAAUAUGGAGGAGGAAGUUCCACGGGAUCCAUCAGAACAACACAUAUUGAUGUACUGUAAUGGUAUCAAUGAUGGAGCAAAUCUCAGUGGUGAAGCAGGUGGAAAGAUUGAUCAUACGACCACUUCAGGGACCAAAAACAUUAAGAAACCCUUAGAGAGGAAACGUGGAAAAACUGAGAAAUCAAUAAGUCUUGAAGUCUUGCAACGUUAUUUUGCUGGGAGUCUAAAAGAUGCUGCGAAGAGCCUUGGUGUUUGCCCAACCACAAUGAAGCGCAUCUGUAGGCAGCAUGGGAUAUCUCGUUGGCCAUCUAGAAAGAUCAACAAGGUUAACCGUUCCUUGUCCAAGCUCAAGCGUGUUAUUGAAUCUGUCCAGGGUGCUGAAGGAGCAUUUGGUUUGAAUUCUCUCAGCACAAGUCCACUUCCCAUUGCUGUCGGUUCCCUUCCUAAGUCAUCUACUCCAAACAAGUUCAGCCAGCCAGUCUCAAUAGGCAUUAGACCAUCAGAGCCUCAGAUGGAUGUGAAUGAAUUGAUUGCCUCCAAAGAAUUAGAAACAAACAGACAGGCUGGAAUGGAAGAUCAAUUGCUUGGAGGAAGGAUACGGAAUCUUGAGAGAGUUAAAGGAGUUUCUACUCAGGAGGUUUCAACAGAACCGAAAAGGACUAGAACUGGGAGUGGCUCAAGUGAGGACAGCACAAAUCCUACCUCUCACGGUUCAUGGCAUGACAGUCCCCCAAAUGAAAGUUCACCUGUGAAAGAUAUAUUCAUUACCAACAACCAUGAUCAAUGUACUUUGCUAAGGAGAUCACCAGAGUCAACACUGCAGCCAACCAUUAAUAUGCCUAACCGGCUUACUGCUUACCCUAUGCCUGACUUAGUGGCUGCAGAACUUCAAGAGCCAUUUGGAGGAAUGCUAAUAGAGGAUGCCGGAAGUUCUAAAGACUUGAGAAAUUUGUGUCCUUCAGUAGCUGAGGCCAUUUUGGAGGAUCUAGUUCCUGAAGCUUGUGGGACUAAUCCUCCAGCUUUAGAUUUGUCUCCCAAGCAAAGCAUGGGUACUCCUAAUAAAUCAGUGACACCUUUUGCAGCUAUGAAAGAAAUGAAGACUGUGACUAUCAAGGCAACAUACAGAGAAAAUAUCAUUCGAUUUCGGGUGUCAUUGACAUGUGGCAUUGUGGAGCUUAAAGAAGAAGUUGCCAAAAGAUUGAAACUAGAGGUGGGUACAUUUGAUUUCAAGUACCUUGAUGAUGAUCACGAAUGGGUUUUGAUAGCCUGUGAUGCAGACCUGCAGGAGUGCAUGGAUGUUUCAAGAUCAUCUGGAAGCAACAUAAUCAGGGUUUUGGUGCAUGACAUAACGUCCAAUCUUGGAAGCUCAUGUGAGAGCUCGGGGGAGUGA